Drechmeria coniospora is the source of this 2556-nucleotide messenger RNA. RefSeq lists its product as uncharacterized. Bases 1 to 2556 code for a protein of 851 amino acids. Lineage: Eukaryota; Fungi; Ascomycota; Sordariomycetes; Hypocreales; Ophiocordycipitaceae. The record is from RefSeq and is a predicted model, not a curated record. The transcript has 4 exons.
AUGUCACUCGUUUGCCCCCAAGGCAUUUCUCCGCAAGCUCACCGACUCAAGGCAAGAGAGCAUCCGGGUGCCUCGACCCUGAGCUUGAUCCAGAUGAUGCAACCUGUUCCGGAAGGCUCUAUGCUGUCCACGGGGGGUGGCGCGUCCAAACGCGAUGGAGCUUACUACUCUUCCGAUAUCGUCAUGUCCGCUCCGUUGGCAAACGACAACCCAUUCACCGUCACCGAAGACGACCCAGGAUUUCAUCUCGAGCAAGUUCAUGGUCGGCAUGUAGGAGCUCCAAUGGCAAUCGCCGGACGCCCCGAACACCUGCACUCUCCAUCCGUUGGCAGUGUCAAAUCCUCGCAAACCCUUGCUUCUCUUGCAGAGUUUGGCGAGGAUAAAUCUGCCGCUGGCAAAGUUGGCUCGGAGUGGGAGACGGUGGCGGCCGAUGAGGAAUUCGACGAUGCAGCACAACCAUCAUCCACGUUUCAGAAUCACGUUGCCCUCCGCCUUCAGAAUUUCUGCGGCCAUCCCUCUCACCGUGCGUCAUUUGCUCAGAGAUCACGCUCCGAUUUUGGUUCGCCAUCAGACGACGUACGGCGGGGCGAGCAAAGCAACGCUGUUGCCGCUGUUGUUCCUGCCCUUCCUCCCGUCACCGUCGAUGAGGAGAAACUAGAUAAGGGUGUCGAGGCUAAGCCCAUGGACCGCUCCGACGGCAAUGGAAUCGAGAGCACUUGGAGUCGGCGGUGCCCAGAAAAAUUGGGCCUGGGCAGGAGAAUGUCCUGCCAGCUGGCGACGAGCAAUUCGAUAACGUCGAGCAGCUUGAGCGUCGACCGCUUCAGGUACGACGAAGGUGCUUACCCAAACUUUCUGCGUUCUGGGGUCAAACUCGAGGGCCUCGAAACCUCUCGACACGCAAAAUGUCGACCAGACUUGCUGGUCACCAUGAAUCAGCCGAUGCCGAGACGCAAUUUCGAACAACACGGAACAAGGCCCAAGGUCGAUGAUGCCGUCAAGGUUCCCGUCAUCAGGUCCGGCGCCCGACCUCGAGCCAGCAGUCGUUCAGAUUCAUCAGACGAUGCUGCCGGCCAAACUCUCACCCUAACCCUGACCCGUACGCAUACAGAUCCAGACACCGAUGGGGACUGGCAAACCGUCACUACAGAACGGGGUCAGCGGCCUCUUUGCGAAAUUGAAAUCAACUUAGUCAAGGGAGCUGGUAGCAGUCUCGCUGAUGUUUCUGAUGUCUUCGCCAUCGGCGAUGGCGAUUUGGCCGGCAUGGGGACCGGCUCUGCGGGGAACGGCUCUGCGGAGACAAGACUUCGAGGGCCUCGAACGGACAGCACGGCGGUGCCUCGUAGCGCCAAGCACAACGCGACACGGAUGCUUGAUCGAACUGAGCUCUGGACAAGUUCUGGUAGCAGAUCAAACCACCAAGACGGUAGUCACCAGAUACCUCCGCUGCCCGCCCGAGCCGCCGCCGCUAUUCGACGUUUCUCGGCCUCGUUUCGACACCAAAGCACGAUGCCAUCCUUGUCCAUUUUUGAAAUGCAAGAUUGGAACAACAGCUAUGAGAGCCUCGAGUCAGUACUGGAGCAGGCGCGAAACUCGCAUCAGUCACAGCCGAGUGCACCACGAGAGCCACCAAAGGUUCCCGAGACUCCGGCGACGAUUCCGAACAAGGCUGCGUUUGCAUCCGGCUUCUGGCAAGGAAACAGUGGUCACCUGUCGCAGGAAUGGACCCCGAGUGGUGUGCAGAUGCUGCCAUUCUCCUUGAUCAGUCUACCGGAUGCAGCAGUGCUGCAACAGUUACGUAUGGCCCGCGGGGAGGAAGACCACACUGAUCUUCCAGGAAUAUUCGCGGCCAGGGCGAGAUCGACUCGAUCUGAAACAUUUAGCACAUUGUCUUCGCGAAACAGUCCACUGACGCCGUUGACGCCGCCGUCUGCCGACCCGCGCAACAGUCUCCCGUUUUCAACUCCUGUGAAACCGGCCGCCGUGUAUCAGGGACGAAACUCUCGCAAGAAUGCCAAGACGAGUGUUGACACGCCUCGAGGUCGAAUCCAGUUACCAGCCUCGCUGAGCAUCGGGCCUCAUGUCCCGAAUGCGUCUCGUCCACGCUCUUCGGCCCUCUGGCACGAACUCGGAUUGCACGACAGCAGGUCAAUGAUGAGCUCCAGAGCUAUUCGUCCUAGCGGAUUCUCGUCGAGAACCAUGCAGGGACGAAGGAGACAUGCCGAUGUGAGCUUUGAAAUGUUUAGUCGGUCAGAGACUGAGCUUAUUGAGUCCGCCCGAAAGGACAUGCUUUUCUACCAAAGUCGUGUUCAGACGGAAGACGAGCGCCACAAAGCCGUGUUCCUUUCCAUCGUCGCCCUCGCCGUCCUCCUUCCCCCCAUUGGACUACUUGCGCUGUUCGGUCGAUUCGACUCGGUCGUGUCUUGGUACUCCCACGGGGCCACGCACUCCCUGACUGGAGAGCAAAGGGGCAUCCUCAAGCAGCAGUUGAUCGCCGAGGGUGUUGUAUAUCUGGUCCUGGUCAUCUUCUUGGCAGUGCAUUUCACUCGCCACACUUAA